Molecule: messenger RNA, 1281 nt
Organism: Naegleria fowleri
Lineage: Eukaryota; Heterolobosea; Eutetramitea; Acrasida; Naegleriidae
Exons: 1
Coding region: 1-1281 (426 amino acids)
Molecular function (GO): hydrolase activity, hydrolyzing N-glycosyl compounds
Source: RefSeq, a predicted model, not a curated record
AUGAAACAACACACACAACAGCUGUUCCUUCUUGUGAUUGGUCUUUCUUCAAUAUUUAUUCUCUCCAUUAUUGGAAUUUUAAUCAAUCUCAAAGAAGUUUCCAUUUAUCAACUUUCGAAUACUUCUCCAUGGAUUAUUCAUACCGAUAUUUCUGUCAAUCAUUUCAUAUCGAUGGCACUUUGUAUAAGACAAUCAAAAAUAGGAGCAAUCAAAAGUGUCGUGACAACUUCGAGUCAUUUACAACUUUUAAACGGAGACCUCGGAGAAGAAUUAACUUUUUUGAAAAAGUUACCGGACUCGACCUUUGAAAAGCAAACGUGUCACAUUUCCGAUCUAUGGAAAUUGUAUUUUAAUAAGAGGAGAGAAUAUAGACCGAGUCGAUCGAAUGGUUUUUUAAAUCAUACUCUAUUAAUGAAAGGCAUUGAAUCGACUUCCAAUGAUGUGGACAUGUUGUUGUUUUCCACACGAGAUGCACUCUUUACCAAACGUAAUUUAUUACAAGAUUUUGUGGAGAAUGUCUUGAAAAAUACAAGUGGUAUUUAUAAUGUGAAUAUGACCUUUCUCGAAUCGACAGAAAUGGUCCUUGAAGAGAGUGUGAAUAUUUUUGAAAAUCAAACAAAUUCUGAAUCAAUUUCCAUGUUGAUUUUGGGACCAUUGACAACCUUGUCACGAACAUUGAAUGAAAUGACUAAAACUCCUGAUUUAUUUCAAAAAGUGAAGAAAAUUGUCAUUUAUGGAGGAACUAUAAAUUCAACAUUGGGUGAAUAUAAUUUGGGAGUUGAUUCAGUGGCGAGAAGAAAUGUUUUUGACAUGUCUCGAAAUUAUUUGAGAGGUAAAAUUUAUCUCUUUCCUAAAGAUGCAGUUGAAAAGACACCUCUCACAGAUCCACAAUUAUUGAGAUUUUCAAUUCUCUUUAAAGAUGCAUGUGAAAGAAAACUAUUGAACAAGAUUAAGGAAGAUCCCAAGUUUGAAAAACCAUUCUUGUAUGAAGUGAUUCAUUGGUGGUUGCAUACAUUUAAUGAAACAAGAUCUCAACUCACUAAUGAGUAUUUACCUGAAGAGAUGAUCUUUAAUAAUGAAGUGGUGGUGUCUUCAGUGUUGUGGAUGGAUGAUCAAGUCAUUAGUUUUAAUGAGAGACACAUCGAAUUUGAUGAGACGAUUCCUGGAUUGUUUAAAAUACUUGAACAACCCUCUCGAAAAUCCUACUCUGUGAAAAUGAUUCAAAGGGUGGAUUGGUACAAGUAUUUUGGUUUAUUGGUCCAUCGAUGUGCCUUUUUCUGA